AUUGUCUGGCCGGGCUUCAUCCUGAUUGUCAUGUGAUUAGAUCAACCGCUCCGAUUUUUAAAGGGGUAAAACGGUUUGGAAAUUGGCGGAACUUCAUCAUUUGACUGAUCACAUUAAGAGAUCUAUUAUAUCUGCUGACAAAAAAGUCUUUCAGAGGAACAAUUGGGUGUUUAUGAUUUUUAAAUCUAAUGGUGGUAAGAGGUGCAAAGAGCGUUCACAUCUUUCUGCUAGCUAUUGACGGAGCUCUAAUUUACUCUUCCAUUCUCAACACUCGAUUUGUGACACUCCAUUUAAAGAUUUCUAAAGGAAUUUGGUGCACUAUUUUCUAAUCUAAGAAUAAAUUAUCUUUCCUUUAAGUAUGCAGAGGUAUGAUUUAAACAAGACCAUGCAAGGCUGCAUGCAUGGAUAUAAGCCUUGAACUGGUAAUUGCAGAAUUAUUAUCAGGAAUUUUAGUGGUGGGGGCACACUUUUGCCACAAAUUUACACAUAUAUAUAUAUAUAUAUAUAUAUAUAGAUAUAGAUGAAAACUCCAGAUUUGGCACCCAAGAUGGCUGAGUAUUUUGGCAAAUACCUGACUUUCAUAUAUGGGCCCCACUGCCUUCUGUAAUAUUACAUGUUUAAAUAUAAUGUUAACUGAAGAAAGAUGAAUAUUAGCUUAAACAUAUAAUGAUGCAUUAGAUGUUCUGUUAGAGGAAGAGUGCAUUACUCUUUUACAUGUGUAUUCCCCACCCAAACCACAACAUCAGACUUCUGUGUAUGUCUAACUAGAUAAUUGCAUUAAGAAAAUGGAUUCACAGUCUACUAUGUUUAUAUAGUUCAUGAGGAAAGUCCAUUUAGUUCGGUCAUUGUUUUGGAAAGUAUCCCAACAUACAACUCUCAAUGAUAAAACCGUGGCUCAGUAUUUUCACUUUUAUAGUUGAUCUCGCAUACAUGACAUUUUUCUUUGAAAUGUUUUUUGACUAUACACUAUAAUAUCACCAGUGUACAUUUUCAUUUGCAAACAGUAUCAUAUUAUGCAGAAAGUGUGAAACGCGAAAGCUGACAACAUUAAAUCACUUGUUUUGUCACGAGACCCGGAUCAUGCCAUGAGGUCUUAUUUGGCAAUGCAAGGAAUUGACGGAAUUUUAUUAUUGUUGGGCAAAGAAGCAGGGAAAUUUUGGUUGCCACGAUAAAACUGUCAGGUUGCAGAUUAUUAAUAUCAUACUUUAUGUAGCCGUUCACGUGAGCCUUUAUAUCUGAUUCAAGAAUUCCUUGUAAAGCUUUACAUUGCCACAAUGGCACAAUGUAAUUUCCUCGCAAACCACAUAAGCACGCCAUGAUUGGGUUGUAAAGAGGCCCUGAUUAAAAUGUACAGGUAUAUCUAGAUAAAAUGAUUUGAUAAGUCUCAAAUUGGUUUUUUUAUUUCAUUGACAUGGAAGAAUAGAGAUUUUGUAGCACUGGCAUGAGAAAAUGUAGACCUCUUGCCCCAAGAGUGGGACCCUUCUACAGGAUAGGACUGGAAGCUGUAAUUGUGUUGGAAAGAUAGGAGAUAGCUCCAAAUAAAAGUGUAUGCGUGUGAAGCACAAAUCGAAAGAAAACAUUGCUUGGAUGAAUAUCACUUUGUUUUAAAAGAAUACAUUGACUGAAGACUGGAUAUAUGUGAUAUUAGAGUGAGAGAGACAGGAAAUUAGAGAGGACUGGACAGAGAUUAUUAGCUUGUUUACACUCAGACAAUCUCCCUCUGUGAAGGAUUUCUAUGAAUUAGUUCUGCGACAGAAUUAUAUCAACCUUUGUUUUUAGUGGACUAUCAUGUGAGAACUGGGAUUUUGGACCUCACGAAGAGAGUGUUGAAAGUUAAUCUAAAGAAGGAUGAGGGACCUGUCUCUGGAAUGCUGAAUUUAAGAUCAGAAGAGAAACUGCCAGCACAAAUGAGAAAGCCAGUUAAAGCAGAGAUGAAGGAAUUAAUUUCUGUCCUUCUUGGAACUUUGCUCCUGUACAUUCCAAUGUCUGAUUGUGUUCAGGAAUUUGAGCAGCGCCCGGUGAACACCAGCGUGACAGAGGGUCAGAACGUCAUGCUCCAGUGCUCGGUCCGAGAUUUGGCUGGGAUGCUUCAGUGGUCCAAAGGAGGAAUUAUGCUCGGCUUAGGUCCCAGCCUUCCUGGUUUUGCUAGAUAUUCCAUUGUCAGUAACACUCCCUCACAAUAUAACCUACUGAUAGAGAACACCAGGCUUCUGGACGAUUCUUACUACGAGUGUCAAGCCUCCCCCGCCUCUGGGAAUCCACCCCUGAAAGCUGGGGCCUACCUCACAGUGCAAGUUCCACCUGAGCAACCAGAGAUUCUAGGGUAUGCCAAUGCCAGUACAAUUGCCCUUAGUCCUGAUGAGAAUCAGUUGAUAAUGAGUUGUGAAGUACGUAGGGGUCAUCCAGCAGCAACCAUUGAGUGGUUCAGGAAUGGUAACUUGGUGACAGAAAAUGUCCGCUACUCCACGGAACCGGUGAUUACUGGGAGUAAGCUGAUGACCGCCAGGAGUACCAUGACCAUUACAAACAUUGCUGACCACCACAACUCUAUCUACAUGUGUAGGGCCAAGAAUGACGCUCUAGGAAAUAACUGGAUGCAAACCUUUGUCAAACUCAAUGUUCUGUCUCCUCCAGGAAAACCAGAAAUCACUGGCUAUUCCUCUGGUCAGGUGAUUCGCGAGGGUGACACCCUAAGACUGCUGUGUGUGUCAAAAGGAGGUAAUCCAUUACCUCAGGUGAAGUGGUACAGGAAUGGAGUACAGAAGGACAUCUCUUACACCACUGACUCAGCUGAUGCCCAGUCCCUGAACGAGUAUCUGUUCCCCGUCCGGCGGGAGGACAAUGGGGCGGUCUAUAGGUGUGAGGCCUCGAACACAGCCAGCCUAUCGCCACUCACGACAGAGGUCACCCUCAAUGUCUACUUUCCGCCACGGACUGCCACUAUCACAGGAGGCAGUACGGAAGUGAAGGCUGGUCAACAAGUGACCUUGACCUGCGAGUCAUCCCUCAGUAACCCCAAGGCUGUUAUGACCUGGUACAGCAGAGGGAAGAUCAUCACGGCCAACAGUGACCCUGUGUACACCCCGGGUAGUAAUGGAGGAUUCACGACUCGAUCGUCUGUAACCGUGACGAUGUCUGAACAGGAAGAUAAUGCUGCCUACAUUUGUAACGCUGUCAGUGAUAACAGAGCACCUGUAGCCACGGCAAAUGUCACUAUCAGUGUCCUGUAUCCCCCAGGUGCCCCGACCAUUGAGGGAUACAGUGAGAGCAGUCAUGUGACAGAGGACAGGCCUGCAAGGAUGACCUGUAAAUCUGUAGGGGGAAAUCCCACUGCCACACUCAAGUGGUUCAAAGGUAAUCAGCCCCUGAUAUCAGUGUCCAGUACCAGUGGUAACAUGGUAACCUCAGAGUUGUCCUUCCUGCCUACUCCAGGGGACAACAACGCCAUCUACAAAUGUGAAGCCUCCAACUUGGCGACCAGUUCUCCAUUAACAGCGCUCGUCAAACUCACCGUCUACUUUGCCCCUAAGGGAGUGAAUGUUUCGAUGAACCCCUCCCAGCCCGUGUCCGGACAGCCUCUCCGUCUCACUUGUGCAUCCGAGUCCAGCAACCCUCCAGCUACCAUUGUCUGGAUUAAAAACCACGAUCAAACGAGAGAGCUGCGAGGUGUCACAGAGGGAACCGCACCAGCGUCAAAUGGAGGUUCUACCACCACUAAUUACCUGGACAUCGUGCCGUCUUCCCGCGAUCACAACGUCACCUACUACUGCAAGGCCAAGAACGAGUACAUCAACAAAUCGACGAGUGACGGACUUCGCAUCAGUAUUCAGUUUGGUCCAGUAUUCCAACCCUCCGUCUCUCAGAUUGGAAUGAUAGAGGGAGAAUCACGGACGCUGGACAUGGAAGCCAUCGCUAACCCGACCACCAUCACUUACACGCUGUACAAAAGAACACAGCAGUCCAACAGCUUCACUCCUAACAAUGGAAAGCUGGUGAUCAGUAACGUUCAGAGAGGCCAGGCUGGGAACUACUCCCUGAAGGCCACCAACUCCAUAGGCAGUGCUUACCACCACUUUCAGGUCAAGGUCAAAUUCCCAGCAGAGAUCAUUCGAUUCCAAGAGACAGUGUAUGCUAUUGAGGGAGAAUCGGCAUCAAUAAUUUGUGGAGUGAAUGGGAACCCAUCAGUGGACAACAUGGCUUCUUGGUCAAGACCAGGAUUCGACAUGUCCAAAACCAAGCAAGUGUACAAAAACAGUGAGAGCCAGAUCAUUAUAUAUGAUCUAGAGAGAACGGACUCAGGGAAGUUUAAAUGUACAGCUGAUAAUCAGGUGGGAGAACCACAGAGCAAGGAAGCCAACGUGGUUGUAAAAUAUUUUGGUAACAUUGACAAGUCCCGACAGUAUGCCAAGGCAGGAGGAAAGCAUGGGGACACAGUAAUUCUGAUUUGUAAGGCUGAGGGGACACCGGAGAUGCAGUUUACCUGGCUGAAGGAGGGCACUGAGAUCCAAAGGGACGGAAAGUUUGGGAUCAGUUCUACAACAGCAACCACCAUCUUUGACACAAAGUUUAAGAGUGAACUGACAGUGAGAAGUAUUGCUAAGGCAGACUAUGGAACCUACACCUGCAAGGCCAGGAAUGACAGGGGCCAGGACCAGUUUAAUAUUCAUCUCAAUGGAACCAGUAAACCGGACCCUCCCUAUAAUUUGACUUUUGUGAACUCGACUCGGAACAGUCUCACAUUUUCAUGGAAGCCUGGUUUUAAUGGAGGACUUGACCAGGAAUUUCGAAUUCAAUAUCAGAGGAAAGGUUCCAAGUCGGUGACCACCAAAAGCAUUGAUGUGGACAAAAGUGUUGACAAAAUUGUCCUUACAAUCAAAGGAUUGGAGUUCGGACAUGAAUAUCUGAUUGAUGUGUUGGCCAUUAAUGAGUUAGGGGAAACAUGGGAUGAACAGCAGUUUUCUGCCAGAACUGCAGUGUCAGGUGGAGGUGGCCAUGGGGACUCCUCAGCCACGCCCGCCACAAGACAGAGUGGGGAUGACACCCCAGUGAUGAUCAUUCUAGUGGUGUGUAUCGUCGGAAUCUGCCUCCUCGCUCUCAACAUUGCUCUCAUCUUCUUCUUUGUCCGCCGGAGAAGGAAGAGAAUGGGUCACGGUGGCACAAGUAACCACACAAAUGCCUUAGAAUUGUAUGCCCCAGGUAAAGAAAACAGCUAUCCCAUGUACCCCAAGACGCCUUCAGAUGAGUGUCACAGUUACGGAACCUACGAGAAAAAUAUGGAUGACCUUUCUGAUGAUUUCAGGAACUAUGAGCAUAUUGACCAAAAAAGCACAAGUACCCAUAGCUCCAAUAUACAAUGCAACUGUUAUACCGUGCGGUUGAGUUCUCGAGUUAAUAGGGGGAGCUGCUGUCUGCCUCCAGAAUCUUCAGGGUCAUCUGGGGAUGAAGAUGUUAAGAGAGUGUUCCUACCUCCUCCAGCCUACAGCAGCCAUCCAUACACCCCAAACAAACUUGAUUCACCUCAUCUCAGCACCCAUAAAGCCUACCUAUCAGACUCGCACUCAUACAUAGAUGAUGACCGAGAGGGACAUUGGCAGUAUGAAGAUCCUUAUAAGAUGAAAGGAAGAAAGGGGACAUUUGAUCCUCAAUAUGAGAGGGGGUCACAAACUGUCAUUAAUGAUGACAGGUAUUAUGAUGAAACAAGACCCAAGCAGAGUAUCACAGAUCUGUCGGAACGUUCUAGUCGUCCUCCGAGUCGGAAUGUGAAUUACAGGACAACGCCCCCUCCACCCCCUGUACGCUCCACCAGUAAGGGAGCAGCCAUUAAUUACAUGAAUCACACAGCACCGCCACUGCCAGACAGAAAUUACGAUGCUGAUGAAAUUCAGCAUUUCAAUCCACGGUACACCCCAUCUCCAGGUUCCAUUGCAUCAUUUUCAAAUAACCCCAAUGUGAUUACAAAUCCAAAUUAUGAUGGACCUAUGAUGCGUGCAUCACGAACGGACAUUGUGCCUGAUGACAUGCGAGGGCAUCUAGUGUGAUACACGACACUUGAUCCAGAAUUCCAGUAUUAUGUGAUAGUGAGAUAAAUUGAUUGCAGCUACAAGAAAACAAGUUCACAAGACAAAUAGAAGUAUGUGGACUUGAGUGUUAACAAGGAAUCUCAAGUCAGCCUGAGAACUUGCGUGCAGGGGAUGCAACCCUGUAAGUCACAGAUUGGUCUUGAAGAGAAUGGCUUCCUUUGUUGUUGUUUGAUUAUAUGUAUGAACUGUGCAAUAUGGAGAAAUGAUGAAUCCAUGAAGUAACAUGGAGAAGAACAUUCCUGACUUGUGUAUCCGCUGUUUCUGUGAGGUUUCAUUAUUGCUGCUAUAAACGAUCUUCAUCUGCUUUGUGAUACAUGUGUAUACCAGGUGUGAAAGACAAGCUUAGUAUUUACUCGUUAAGCAUGCACAUAUUCCCCAUUAAUAGUACUGAGAAGGUAGAUAUCUUCAUAUGCAUAAGAAAUGCAUAUCAAUUAUCAUUUGAAGUCAUAUGUGAUUUUGGUUGUGAGAUAAUGACAAAGUGAAAGUAAGGUAAUGACAAAGUGAAAGUUAGAAUUGUUACAGGUCUGUAUAGUUUCAGUAUCGGUUUAUGAAACUGAUUAAGUGAAAAUAAGAGAUUUAUACUGUAGUAGGUGUGUGUAACAGAACUUGUACCACUCCACAAUGGAGGAAACAAGAUCUUUCUGUGUGACUUGCCAAAGAAAUAUUGAGUUCUUGUUUUAUGCACAUUUUGUUUGUUUAUUGGGAAGUCAGCUGUGCUGGCAAUUUAAGAACAGGUUUAAUUUACAAAGAAGAGGGCAUAAAAAUAUUCCAGAGAUUAUUCAAUGUUACACAACGAAAAAUAGGUCACAAAACUCUUUUAGACACUGUUAGAAGAUUGUUGAUUUAUAACAAUGAGAAAUACUCAUUUUUGAGUUGUGCUGAAUGAAUUUUACAGUUUUAAAUAGUUCCUUUAUUUAUAUGUUUAUUUUCUGUUGUUCUGAAUAUUGGUAUUGAUGUCUGAGGAUUACGUCUUUUCAAAAUAAAUGAUAUUACUGACACAAAGUGUCAGGUAAUCAAAAUGUGCUACCAUUUACGAGAAGUGUAAGGGCAGAGAAUAAAAGUUUAAACAGAA
Molecule: messenger RNA, 7152 nt
Organism: Ostrea edulis (European flat oyster)
Lineage: Eukaryota; Metazoa; Mollusca; Bivalvia; Ostreida; Ostreidae
Product: nephrin-like
Exons: 27
Coding region: 1869-6038 (1389 amino acids)
Molecular function (GO): protein binding
Source: RefSeq, a predicted model, not a curated record